Molecule: messenger RNA, 3201 nt
Organism: Lachnellula hyalina
Lineage: Eukaryota; Fungi; Ascomycota; Leotiomycetes; Helotiales; Lachnaceae
Gene: YOL098C
Exons: 3
Molecular function (GO): metal ion binding
Source: RefSeq, a predicted model, not a curated record
AUCGAUUCUCUUUCAGUUCUGCAGCAUUCCAUCCAUCAACGGCUGGCACUUUCAUCUCUCAAUAUGCCUAGUCAAACGAGGAAGACCCAUUUCCGUAUCAUACAACAGUUUAAGACCGACUAUGCACCAGUUUCCAUCUCCCAAUAUGUAUCUGAACGCACAGGGAUGCACGUUGUGGUUGCCGAUCAGAAAGGACCUAAGGUCUCAGGGUAUUUUGCCCUAGCAACUGAGAUCUUUGACGAUUCUGGAUCUCCCCACACACUCGAACACUUGGUAUUCAUGGGUUCUAAGAGCUAUCAAUACAAGGGCCUGCUCGAUAGACUUGCAUCACGGGCAUACUCGAAUACCAAUGCAUGGACCGCUACGGACCACACUGCCUACACGUUGGAUACCGCUGGCUGGGAAGGCUUUGCCCAAAUCCUUCCUGUUUAUUUGGAACAUGUUAUCCUUCCAACCUUGACUGACGAAGGAUGUUAUACUGAAGUUCAUCACAUAGAUGGCGAAGGCAAUGAUGCGGGUGUUGUCUAUUCCGAGAUGCAGGGUGUUCAAAAUACUGGAUCUGAAAUCAUGGACAUCAGAGCUCGACGCUUACUUUACCCUGAGAAUGUUGGGUUCCGUUACGAGACGGGAGGCAUGAUGGAGAAUCUGCGAGUCUUAACGGCAGAGAGGAUUCGUGCUUUCCAUAAGGAAAUGUACCAACCCAAAAAUUUGUGUUUGGUCCUAGUUGGUGAGGUCGAUGAAGACAAUCUUUUCCAGAUCUUGGAUCAAUUCGAAGAUUCUAUUUUGGAUUCUAUCCCUUCACCAGAUUCUCAGUUCAAGAGACCAUGGGUGGAAUCUCCACAGCCGCCUUCGUUGAAAGAAACCAUCGUUGAGUUAAUUCCCUUUCCAGAGGAAGAUGAAUCGAUGGGCGAAAUCACUAUUGCUAUGUUCGGCCCUGACUGUAAUGACGUUGUUGAGACCGCUGCCUUGACCAUCCUCCUCACCUAUCUUGCGGGAUCGUCUGUUUCAGUUCUUGAAAAUAUCAUGGUAGAGAAAGAAGAGCUUGCAAGUGCGAUCUAUCACAAUUGGGAUGCGAGACCGAACUCGGUCAUAUGGUUCCAGCCAUCUGGAGUAGCGACUGAAAAACUUGCUGAUGUUGAAAAGCGGUUGUUUGAGAUUCUCAAAGAUGUUGCAGCAAAGCCUCUAGACAUGAAGUACAUGCUCGAUUGUAUUCAGAGAGAGCGCAGACAGGUGAAGUUCCAAGCGGAGAGCUCUGGAAGCUUCUAUGCCGACGGGAUAAUCAAUGACUUUCUCUUUGGAAAGCGGGAUGGCUCAACGCUGAAGGAUCUCAGCAGCAUCGCGGAAUUUGAUGAAUUGGAGAAAUGGACAGAUGAGCAAUGGAGAGCCUUUUUGAGAAAGUGGAUUUCAGAUGCGCAUCAUAUCUCCUUAUUAGGUACACCUUCAAAGGACCUAUCAGAGAAGAUGAAAGCAUCUGAGGAGAAGCGGCUUGCGGCGAGACGCGAUGAGUUAGGACCUGAUGGUCUUGCAAAGCUAGGUGAGAAGCUCAAGGCAGCUGUCGCAAAGAAUGACAUCGAGAUCCCCGCAUCCCUUCUUCAGAAAUGGCCAGUCCCCGGUGUAGAAUCGAUACAUUUUAUCGAAACUACAAGUGCUAGGUCCGGUCUCGCCAAGAAGCUAGGCACGCCAUCGAACAAUAUCCAGAAGAUCGUCGAGCAGACAUCGAACCUUCCACUCUUCCUCCAGUUCGAGCACGUGCCAACUAAUUUUGUACACCUUACUAUGCUUAUCGGAACUUCCAAGAUCGCAACUGAGCAUCGUCCACUUCUUCCGCUAUUUAUGGACAAUUUCUUCAAUACUCCCAUUAUGCGGGGAGGGAAGAAAAUCGAGUUUGAAGAGGUGGUAACGCUAUUAGAGCAAGAUACAGUCAGUUAUAGUAUGAACGGUGGGGGCCGUCUCAGCGAUGCAGAGGGUCUUGUGAUACAAUUUCAAGUCGAACCGGAGAAGUACGCAGCUGCUAUAGAGUGGAUUAGAACCUUGAUGUUUGACAGCAUCUUUGAUGUGACAAGACUCAAGGCUGGAACUUCCAAGGCAUUGGCUGAGAUCCCAGAGACAAAGCGAAGUGGCAACAGCAUGAUGUAUGCUGUAGACGCCAUGAUCCAUCUGGACAAGGAUUCAAGCAUUAAAGCCAGAGGUACCCUCGUCAAAGCAAAUUACCUCAAACGGCUCAAGAAGCUCCUUGCCAACGAGCCCGAAGUCGUCAUUGGCUGGCUCGAGGCACUGCGAACGUCGAUCUUCACGUUCGACAACAUGCGUACCCUCGUAAUUGCGAACAUCGAGAAGCUGCCCAACCCAGUCGAUGCGUGGAAGCCACUGGUCGCUGGUCUCGAUACCACAAAGCCAUUACUUCCGCUCGUCAAGCUUAACCAACGCUUGAGCCCCGACGGCCAGACACCAGGAAACUAUGGCGCCGUCGUAGUGCCUAUGCCCACCAUCGACUCCUCGUUUCUCCUCUCCUCCGCUAAGGGACCAAAGUCCCACACCGAUCCCGUUCUACCUGCUCUCAUGGUCGCUACCUCCUUCAUUGAUCAAGUGGAAGGCCCGAUUUGGAACGCGGUUCGUGGCACAGGUCUCGCGUACGGCGCCAGUUUUAGACGUGAUCCUGAUGGUGGCUUCGUUCAAUUCAGCGUAUAUCGCUCUCCCGAUGCGUAUCGAGCCUUUAUUGCUGCAAAGGGCGUUCUAGAUUCAUACAUCAAUGGAACGGCAAAGUUCGAGCAAUAUGCCUUGGAAGGCGCAGUCAGCCAAAUCGUCACAGGUCUUGCGGAUGACCAGUCCACGAUGGCCGCAGCCGGACAAUUCCACUUUGUGGAUAGUGUCGUAAAGGAAGUUACGGAUGACUAUAACGAGAAGCUGUUGAAACAGGUUCGUGCCGUUACUGUUGAUGAGAUUAAGGCAGUCAUGAGCAAUGUCCUUCUGCCACUUUUCGCUCCAGGCAAGGCGAAUGUGGUUGUUACUUGUGCGCCAAUUAUGGUUGAGGGAAUCGUCAAAGGCUUUACAGAUACAGGUUUCAAAGCCCAGUCUCAGCCCCUGUCUGCCUUCCAAGAAAGCUAUGGUCUUGAGGCGGAUGAGGAUGAAGAUGAGGAGAUGGAGGAUGUUGAAGAGGAGGGAGAUAGCGAGGAGGAAGAUGAAGAUGAAGACGAUGAGUGA